CAUUACUCAGAUUCAAACAAAUUUUAACUCUCUUGGAGGCUUUACAAAAGACUAACGAAUUUACAAAAAUAUAAAAAUACACCCAUUUUUUGACUUUCCACAUAUAUCUUAGUUAAUGAUCACACAGUGUCCAUUUCUCAAGCCAAAUCUUAAGACACACAAACUCUCUUCACCACAUCCAAACUUUCAGUUCAACCAAGCAUUUUCAUGGCUACUGCAAUUUCUUUAUCAUUUUCUUUAGACCCUCAAUCUUACCAUCACCACUUUCACCAUAAUAAUAUGAACUUCAAUUCACAUAAAGUUUCAAUCUUUACCCCAAAAUAUACAUUCCCUUUUCUCAUCUCAUCAAAAUCACACACUUCCAAUCUAAUUAUCCCACUUUCAACUUCCCAAUCUUCAUCUCAAACCCCACUUCAAACAGGUAGAUUUCUAACAAACCAAGAACUUGAAAAGCUUCAAUCUUUAGAGAAAUACAGGUAUUUUCAAGAAUUGGAAUCUGGUUCAUUGUGGAUUCGUUUGAUGAAGGAAGAAGAAAUGGAUGUUACUGUUUGGUUAUUAGCUGAGUCUUUUGCUGAGUCAAUGUUGAUGCCUAAAGGUUAUGUGAAAUUUUUGGCAUAUUUAGUGAAGCAAUACAUGAUUGAGAGAAGAACAAUGAUGCCACAUGCUGCAACACUUCUUGGAUUCUAUAAAGAAAAUGGUGAAGAUGUGGAUUUGCAAUUGGCUGGAACUGUUGAAGUUUGUUUUGAUAAAAGGGGUGCUAAUGCUAAUCCUCCCACACCUACACCUCCCAAGAACUCUCCAUAUAUUUGCAAUAUGACAGUAGAUAAGCUGCUUAGGAGAAGGGGCAUAGGUUGGCAUCUGUUGAAAGCAAGCGAGGAACUAAUUUCUCAAAUGAGUUCUUCUAGAGAGGUUUACUUGCACUGUCGAAUGAUUGAUACUGCUCCACUCAACAUGUAUAAAAAAGCAGGGUAUACCAUUGUUGAGACAGACAACAUUUUUAUCUUGUUGACGUUGCAGCGACGCAAGCACUUGAUGUGCAAAGUUCUUCCAGAUUCAGAAAUCCCUUUUGAUGUUGAUGAAUGUACUUCUUCAGUGGAUACGCAUGUAAACAUAGACAACUUUUGAGGUGGUUUUGGUUCUUCGAUGUGCCAAUAUUCCACAGGUUUAUAUAUCCCUGAAGACAACCAUAUUUUGUAUUUUACAAUGUGCAGAAGCUAUAUGCAACUUUGUGAACUAUUAUGAUGCAGCACAUGGCAAUUAUAAGAGCAUGAGAAAUAUUGCUGCUAUAUAAAGAAGAGGAAGGAUACGAUGCUGAAACAUACAAGGAUUUAGCUGAUCCUCAGACUUGCUUCUCCGACGUUUGUUCCACGCUGACACCAAACCAAAAGGCAUGAUAACUGUUCUUUCAAUAGAUUCAGAUGCUUGGUUGUGGGUUCAAUGAUGUAUUACAUUUGAUAAGACAGUAAACAUUAAUGGAGAAAAGGAUACAAAUUUCUAAGCCACGGAGAAAUUCAUGAUAAAAAUAAAGCAAACUCAGAUACUACAGAAUAAGUAGGUAUUGAAACACAAAACCAGCUGAAGAAGGAGAAAGAAGAAGAAUGAGAAAAUAGAUACUGAAGUAUAUUGGAAGGAGGAUAUAGAGUUGUAUGAGAACCCUGUUGGAGUAUUUAUAAAGCAAAUGAGAAGUUAGCUUAUGACAAAUACUUGACACUCUAAGCUCUGUUAUCACAUAACAACCUAAGGCUUCUCAUUCUCACUUGAAGGGUAAGAAAAAGCAAGAGAUUGGGCAAAAAAGUUGCUUACCUUCAAAUGAAGUAGGUGAGGGUAUGCCUUGAAAAUGAUAGAGAAGCUGCAAUUUAAUAUAACAUUCUCUUUUUUCUUUA
Lycium barbarum (goji berry) is the source of this 1883-nucleotide messenger RNA. RefSeq names its product GCN5-related N-acetyltransferase 5, chloroplastic. Gene Ontology annotation, molecular function: acyltransferase activity, transferring groups other than amino-acyl groups. The transcript has 3 exons. Bases 208 to 1125 code for a protein of 305 amino acids. NCBI's taxonomy places the organism in Eukaryota, Viridiplantae, Streptophyta, Magnoliopsida, Solanales, Solanaceae. The record is from RefSeq and is a predicted model, not a curated record.